Molecule: messenger RNA, 651 nt
Organism: Strongylocentrotus purpuratus (purple sea urchin)
Lineage: Eukaryota; Metazoa; Echinodermata; Echinoidea; Camarodonta; Strongylocentrotidae
Product: tripartite motif-containing protein 2-like
Exons: 1
Coding region: 1-651 (216 amino acids)
Biological process (GO): positive regulation of DNA-templated transcription
Cellular component (GO): chromatin; nucleoplasm
Molecular function (GO): zinc ion binding; ubiquitin-protein transferase activity
Source: RefSeq, a predicted model, not a curated record
AUGGCUACUUCCUCGAAGCAGGCUUUCCAUAAGAACCUGGAGUGUCCUGUCUGUCUGAGAUUCUUCAGGGACCCCAAGAUCCUGACCUGCUCUCAUACCUUCUGCAAGGGUUGUCUUGAGACUCUCCUGGGGUCUUGUCGGAAGCUGUCGUGUCCGAUGUGCAGGGAGGAGACUUCCGUUCCCGGUGGAGACAUGGGUAGACUGCAAUCAAACAUAACAGUCAGAUCGCUUGUUGAAGAUGUGGAGACCCAGGGCCAAUCCAACUGUUAUCAAGAAGACACACCGUUGCAAAAAAAAUGGAACAAAUGUCAAAAACAUCCGAACUACGACGAAGAAUGCUUUUGUCUCGACUGUAACAAGUACGUUUGCUUCAAAUGUGGCACAUUAGAGCAUACAAUGAAUGCCCACAAUAUCAUGGAAGCAGAAGAACAUGAAACUGCGCAAAAGAAUAACAUCGAUGAACUUGCAUCUAAAGCGGGUACAAAGAUACGCGAGGUGGACAAGUAUGUUACAUUUGUUGUAGACCAGCGUAAAAGGGUGCGUAACGUACAGGAACAACUCAAUGAUGAAAUAGAUGAGACUUUUGAGGAAUCAGUUCAGACGUUGAAAAAAGAAAGACGAUGCUGGAAAAUGCGGUUGGGCGUGAGCUAG